AUGCCCCUUACACUCAUGCUCAUAGACAGACCCGUACAGCCUUAGUCCCACAAAGAAACACCAGUGGAUAAAAGAGAAAUUACAGUAGAGUAAUAUGGAAGAGUAAAAGCUGGUUUUGAUGAUCACAUUGCAUUGCCAAACAGCUUUUGGGGAUAUGAACACAGUUAUUGGCACAGACAAUUCAGAAAUUCUGCAAUGAAAUCACACUCUUAGUCAGUGAUUUCAACAGUCAGGAUCUGAUUCUACAAGAGGUCAGUGGAUUUUUCAAAGACUGGGGCACAAUUUCCUAAAAAAAUAAAUGUCUUACAUCGGUGAAAAUUAAUUCAGACUCUGUUGCAAUGACAGAUCUCUUUGAAAAGAUGCAUAAACCGGAGACAGUGUGCAUCUUUGGAACGGGUGAUUUUGGACGCUCACUGGGGCUCCGUUUGCUCCAGUCAGGAUACAGUGUUGUGUAUGGAUCCCGGGACCCUAAAAACUCUCUGUUGUUGCCUAAGGGGUCAAAGGUCAUGACUCAUGCAGCAGCAGCUUGUGAAGCUCUUGUGGUGUUUGUGGCUGUGCAAAGGGAGCACUAUGGAUUUUUGAGCUCCCUGGUUUCAGAUCUUGAAGGAAAGGUGCUGGUAGAUGUCAGCAAUAAUCUCAAGAGGGGUCUGUACCCAGAAUCCAAUGCAGAAUACCUGAGCAGGCUGGUUCCAGGGGCAACGGUAGUCAAAGCCUUCAACACCAUCUCUGCCUGGGCACUGCAGUCUGGAGGACUAGAUGCAAACAGACAGGUACUUCUCUGUGGAGACCGUUCUGAUGCUAAACAGCAAUUGAUGGCCAUUGCUCAAAGUCUCGGUUUCACUGCUGUGGACAGAGGCUCCCUCCGGGUGGCUGCUGAUUUAGAAGAUCUGCCAUUGCAACUCUUCCCUCUCUGGAGACUUCCUCUCAACAUCGCCAUUUGUUUAACAGCUUUCAUAUUCUUCUACGCGCUCACAAGAGAUGUUAUCUAUGAGCGUGUUACCAAUGGUAAAGACAUCGCUUUUCGAAUAAUGAUCUCGCUGGCCAACAAGGCCUUUCCCAUCGUUUCUCUGGUGAUGCUGUCCCUCUGUUACCUGCCGGGCGCUUUGGCUGGAUUUCUGCAACUUUAUAAUGGCACCAAGUACCGUCGCUUCCCUGAUUGGUUGGAUCGCUGGAUGCUGUGCAGGAAGCAGCUUGGUCUGCUAGCGCUGGCCUUUGGUUUUCUGCAUGUUCUCUACACUUUAGUUAUACCCAUCAGAUACUAUGUACGCUACAGGAUAAAUGUCUAUACUAUAUCACUGGUAAAAGAUAAUAAAAGCUAUGAGUUUGACAACAUGGCAGCCUGGCGUUAUGACUCCUACUACUCCAUGGGAAUUCUUGGAUUUGGGCUGUUUGUCCUACUAGGAAUUACAUCCCUUCCAUCUGUGAGCAAUUCCCUAAACUGGAGGGAGUUCAGUUUUGUACAGUCUAAACUAGGCUACAUCUGCCUGCUGCUCUGUACUGCUCACACAUUUCUGUAUGGCUGGGACAGAUUUUUGAAACCUUCAUCAUAUAGGUGGUGGAUGCCUCCAGCAUACAUGUUGUCUCUGGUGGUCCCCUGUGUGGUCCUGAUUCUAAAGCUAAUCCUGAUCACUCCAUGCGUGGACAGCAAGGUCACCCGUAUCCGUCAAGGCUGGGAGAGACAGGGCAAGACUUUAGCAAAUGGCAGAGAUACAAAGACAAACCAACCACUCAUAGCGUAGCCAUCUUUAAACUUUAUGAAAACUGCCAUUCAAGAUGUAGAUGGGUUUGUUUCUUCAUUGGAACAGAUUUGGAGAAAUUUUGCAUUACCUGCUCACCAAUGGAUCCUCUGCAGUGAAUGGGUGCCAUCAGAAUGAGAGUUCAAACAGCUGAUAAAAGUCACAAUAAUCCAACAGUCUAUCAAUUAACAUUUUGUGAAGCAAAAGGCUGUGUGUUUGUAAGAAAUCAGUUAUCAUUAGGGUAUUUUAACCUUAACCAUUGCCUCCGGACAAAAUACCAGUCUUUAAUCCAUGAUGAUGCUUCCUCCAGUGAAAAAGUCCAUCUCUGUUGUUUUCUCACACUAACAACCACCAACCUAUUU
Carassius carassius (crucian carp) is the source of this 2098-nucleotide messenger RNA. Its product is annotated as metalloreductase STEAP4-like. Gene Ontology annotation, biological process: copper ion import. The coding region runs from base 339 to 1739 and encodes 466 amino acids. The transcript has 6 exons. Gene Ontology annotation, cellular component: plasma membrane; endosome. The record is from RefSeq and is a predicted model, not a curated record. NCBI's taxonomy places the organism in Eukaryota, Metazoa, Chordata, Actinopteri, Cypriniformes, Cyprinidae. Gene Ontology annotation, molecular function: ferric-chelate reductase (NADPH) activity; cupric reductase (NADH) activity.